GUAAAACGCUCCCGCUCUCAAACACGGAGCCCCGGUGCCCGGACGUCGCCGCCCGUACUCAGCGGCUGUGAGCCGAUGAAGCUCUUCAACCGGUGAUCGAAGCGGAAACGGUCGGAGAACGUUCGCCAGCUAAUUGAAGCUAACUGCUAACUGCCAGCGAGGAAGUGAGGAAGGAGGAAAAAAAAACAAAAAAAUGACAUCUCGGAGGUGGUUUCACCCCAACAUCACUGGUGUGGAGGCUGAAAACCUCCUGCUGACCCGAGGAGUGGAUGGGAGCUUUUUAGCCCGGCCCAGUAAGAGUAAUCCAGGAGACUUCACCCUCUCUGUACGGCGAAAUGGAGCCGUCACCCAUAUUAAGAUCCAGAACACAGGAGACUACUAUGACCUUUAUGGAGGGGAGAAGUUUGCCACUCUGGCAGAACUGGUGCAGUAUUACAUGGAGCAUCAUGGGCAGCUGAAAGAGAAAAACGGAGAUGUUAUUGAGCUCAAGUAUCCACUCAACUGUGCGGACCCCACCUCAGAGAGAUGGUUCCACGGGCACUUGUCGGGCAGGGAGGCGGAGAAGCUGCUGACGGAGAAAGGCAAGAACGGCAGCUUCCUGGUGAGGGAGAGCCAGAGCCACCCGGGGGAUUUCGUUCUGUCCGUCCGUACGGGAGACGACAAGACGGACAGCAGUGACAGCAAACCCAAAGUCACUCACGUCAUGAUCCGCUGCCAGCAUGACCUGAAGUACGACGUGGGUGGAGGGGAGAAGUUUGACUCCCUCACCGACUUGGUAGAGCACUACAAAAAGAACCCCAUGGUGGAGACUCUGGGCACUGUGCUCCAGCUCAAACAGCCCCUGAACACUACUCGUAUUAACGCUGCAGAGAUUGAAAGUCGCGUUCGGGAGCUGAGCAAACUAGCGGAAGCCACAGACAAGGUCAAACAGGGCUUCUGGGAAGAAUUUGAGACUUUGCAGCAACAAGAGUGCAAGCUGCUCUACAGCCGCAAAGAAGGCCAGAGAGCAGAGAACAAAAACAAGAACAGAUACAAGAACAUUCUGCCUUUCGACCACACUCGUGUGGUGCUGAAUGACAGGGACCCUAAUGAGCCAGGCUCUGACUACAUCAACGCCAAUAUCAUCAUGGUAGUAUCUGCUGUCAUGCCGGAGCUGGACUCUAAGUGUAACAGUACCAAGGUGAAGAAGAGCUACAUCGCCACUCAGGGCUGUCUGCAGAACACCAUCAGUGACUUCUGGAGGAUGGUGUUUCAGGAGAACUCUCGAGUCAUUGUUAUGACCACCAAAGAGGUGGAGAGAGGAAAGAGUAAGUGUGUGAAGUACUGGCCGGACAUGUCGGCUCUGAAGGAGUACGGAGCGAUGCGCGUUCGCAAUGUCAGAGAGACGGCUGCACACGACUACAUCUUAAGAGAACUCAAACUGUCCAAAGUCGGGCAGGGCAACACAGAACGCACAGUUUGGCAGUACCACUUCAGGGCCUGGCCGGACCACGGAGUCCCCACUGACCCGGGAGGUGUACUCGACUUCUUAGAGGAGGUCAACCUGAAACAGGAGAGCAUACUGGAUGCUGGACCUAUAGCGGUACACUGCAGUGCUGGGAUCGGACGGACAGGAACGUUUAUAGUGAUUGACAUCCUGAUAGAUGUGAUCAGAGAAAAAGGGGUGGACUGCGACAUCGACGUGCCAAAGACCAUCCAGAUGGUUCGUUCUCAGCGCUCUGGGAUGGUGCAGACUGAGGCGCAGUACAGAUUCAUCUAUAUGGCUGUACAGCACUACAUAGAAACCUUGCAGAGACGCAUAGAGGAGGAGCAGAAAAGUAAGAUUAAAGGGCGCGAGUACACCAACAUUAAGUACUCUUUGUCUGACCUGACUGGGGGAGAGCAGAGCCCUUUGCCUCCUUGCACUCCUAUUCCUACUCCCACCUGCACAGAGAUGAGGGACGACAGCUCCAGAGUGUAUGAGAAUGUGGGCCUGAUGCAACAGCAGAAGAGCUACAGAUGAGAUUCACCUUUGACCCCAGUGCUCUAUCAGUUCCAGGAUCUCGAUACCUGACAGUUUUUUCGCCAGCCACACCUUGACGCCUGAGACUUGACCGUAAUGUCAUGGAACAAUGGAAAGAAAACACACACACACACACACACACACACACACACACACACACAAAUCGUGAGAGAGACCAGACACCAGGGUCCUCCUGAUCUCGCUCAUCUUACACGAACAUUCGCCCUCUAGUUGAAUUCUAAACCACUGUGAUCAUCAGAAGAGCCUUUUGAGAAGCCUAACAUGCUACUAAACCCUAUUAAACCACAGUUUGGGUUUAGCCUUUGUAAAAUCUCACCCCAACAAGGGCUGCAAACAGCGAGAACUCUCCUCAGAGGGAAAAACCUAGCUAACCUUUGCUCAUCUCUCUUUUUUUUUUUCUGUUUUUUUGUUUUGUUUUUUUAUUAACCAAAGGAAGAUUAUGUAGAUUGUUUGUAGGCGGAAGUGAGGAGAUUUUCUGAAAAAGGCGUGUGCCAAAACCACGAAUGAUUUUAUCCACAUUUCUCAGCCAAUUAAAAAGUCUCUAUUUUGGCCUGUUGAAGCCUUUAAAGCAGUGGGCGAGACGAGACCUUAUUUGUGGACAAAAGUGGGGCAAAAUUUCCAGUGAUUAUUGUCUAGUUUUCACUGUGUUAUAUAGAGUAAUGUUUUUGAAUGAAGAACUAUUGGCAUUGUAGUGUACUACCAUAUUUACUGUUGAUUUGUAAUCCACUAAACAUGAAUUCCUUUUUUUUUUUUUUUUUUUUUGCACCAGAACCGCCUCGAAAAGAAACUUAAACUUCCGGCUGUUCGGGGUGUGAAUCUUUGUUGGGUUUAAUAUGCUUUUGUUGGGAUACACGGUGUCUGUUAGUUAACCAUUCCUGAGCUCAAGCCGAAUGCCCUUAUUGCUGCACUUUUAUUUAGCAGCAUAACAGUUACAGUGAAGCCUUGAUUCACCUGGUGGAUUUAUAAAUAAUCUAAUCUGGGGGGGUUUAAGAGAGCAGUUUCUGGGGAGGGGAGGGCGGUAGGGAGGGGAGGGCAGGGGGCACAUGUUUGAUUUCCACCUCCCUUUCAUGCCUGCACUUCUAUGUCAAAGUCAGUCUGAUGACGUAUUAAGAUUUCAGGGGAGUCUGUUGUGUAUCUCAGUCGCAGGCAUCGCCACAGACGCACGGCUGCCAAAAAACUUUGUUUUUUUAAGUUGUUUUUUUUUUUUGUUUUUAAAGUGCAUAUUACUUUUUUUUCCACACUUAUUUUUUUUUUAAGACAAAUGCCUUUUUGUGUACCAUUGCCUAUUUUGAGCACCACAUGUACUUAAUUUUAAGAGUCACUGUUUUAAGAAGCAAUCACACUUUUCUCAGCUUUGGCACUAUAGAUAGUCAUUGUUGUGGUUAUAGAUUAUUGGCCUUGUGAUAGUCAGCUGGAUUCAGUAGUUUAUACACACUCACAUGUACACACACACACACACACACCUAUACAGGUUUCUAUAGGAGAGUAUUUUCUUGUCUUUCUGUUUCUGUUAAUCAAAGUAAACGAUUUAAAGGAAUGUUUUGACAUUUUUGGGGAAAUUUUGACGCAUUCGCUCUCUUGCAAAGAGUUAAGAGUAGAAAAUCAAUAACCACGCUCAUGUCUGCAAGCUAAAUAUGAAGCUACAGCCAGUAGCUGAUUAGCAUAGCUUAGCAUAAAGACUGGAAACAGGUGGAAACGGUUAGCCUGGCUCCGUCCAAUGGUGUCAGUAAGACUCCAGCAAAUCCCUGCUCCUGGCCAAGAAAUAGUUUCAGCAUGUAACCACCCUUAAAACCACAACUUUUUCACAUUGAUAUGUUGUCAGUUGGGGUGAAAAUAUGAAGCCACUGUCAACAGCUGAUUAGCUUAGCAUAGCUUAAAGAUUGGGCACAGCUCUGUACAAAGGUCCUACGACCUACUAGCAACCCCAGAGCUCACGACAUAGCACAUGUUGUCAGUCACAAGUUGUGGUCCAAACAAAGGUUUUACCCCCUUCUGAGAGAGCCAGGCUAGCUGUUUCCCCCUGCUUCCAGUCUUUACGCUAAGCUAAGCUAAUCAUCUGCGAGCUCUGCCUUCUAUAUGUAGCGUACAGUCAUGAAUGUGGAAUCCAUAUAUAUAUAUAUAUAUAUUUUUAUCUAACUCUCAGCAAGAAAACAAAUGAGCAUUUUUUCCCCCCAAAAUGUCAAACUACUCAUUCAGCGUCACAAUCAGCUGCAGUAUUUAGGGUCAGAUGUUUCUUUUGGAUCAUUCAAGUGAGAAUCCACAACACUCAUUUCAAACGUGUGGCCUAAAGUAUUUUCAUUUUGUCAAGCCUUCCCAGCUUCUGCACACUUGCUCGCCGUCACUGCGCCUUGAGAAACUGCAGUCUUGCGAUUGAACUUACUGUAACAGCGCUGACUCAGAAUCUCUCAAUGGAGAAAAAGGAAGAAGCGGCUCUCCUCUUUUUGCCUUGAGGGACAGUUCUCAACAACCACUGAUCCAGGAUUUGAACAGCUUCUUUUUCUGUAACAUAAAAAUAAUAAUAAUCAUGAAAUCAGUGUUUCUUCGGGGGCUGCUUCCUCCCACCGGUGGACUCUUAACACCCGGCUGCUGCUUCACAGCAAGUGUUCUUUUGAAAUGAUUCUUCUCCUCCCGGGUGAACGCCAUCCACUGACUGAGUUAUGAGAUCUUCUGUAGUGUGGUGUACUGUGUGCAGUUUUAUCGUCAAACGGAUGAGUUUGUACUUGUCUAAUGUUUCGUGGAGUGCUUGCUUGUGGUGUUUCGUGUCCUGCGUGUGUGUGUGUGUGUGCGUGUGUGUGCGUGGAUGUGUGUAUGUGCUGUGAGAGUGCGGCUGCCUAUCAGCCAUAUGUUCUUGGAUACUUUCUUGUUUUUGUUUCUUCUUCCCAGAUGAUAAAACUGCUUUCCAUUUAUCAUGUAAGCAAUUUAGAUGCAUAGACGUGCCUUCUAUGCAUAUGCCUAUGUGUAUGUGAUAGCUAUUAAAAAAAAAAAAAGGACAACGACAACAGAACAGUGCUCUUUAGUUCCACCGCCAUUCAAGAACCUGUAACACUUAAAUGUGAAUUAUUUCAUCCUGAACAAAAAAGGAAAAAAAACGGUGAUCGCAAUGCAAACAAACUAUAUUUUUUAACAUGUAUAUUGUACAUGAGUACCUGGUAGAGGAGAAUGUACUUACUAAAAACAUAUCUACUUGCCAAUAAGAUAUACUGUAUGUAUAUUCCUACAGCUUUCUCUCUGUGACACAGGGAGGGACCUCUCACAAAGCUUCAGAGGUUUAUUGUAUGACUUUCAAUGCAGUUAACCAUGUUAACUUCCUCAAUAACAAUAAAUGGCAAGCUCAUGCCACAUUAA
Molecule: messenger RNA, 5368 nt
Organism: Dicentrarchus labrax (European seabass)
Lineage: Eukaryota; Metazoa; Chordata; Actinopteri; Moronidae
Gene: ptpn11a
Product: protein tyrosine phosphatase non-receptor type 11a
Exons: 16
Coding region: 194-2002 (602 amino acids)
Biological process (GO): protein dephosphorylation
Molecular function (GO): protein tyrosine phosphatase activity
Source: RefSeq, a predicted model, not a curated record